UUAGUCGUAAUAAACACACAGGCCUGCAUAAUCUAAAUCAUGACACUUGCAUGAGAAGAGAUUCUUGGUGUGGUUUACAUGAAGAAGUAAAUAAUACCCUAAUGGCACGCCAAUAAUCAUAAACUUAAACAGUUGGUCUCAAAUUGAAUUAUAAAAAGCUUAGCGUAAAAAUUAUACAACCUCAUCAAUUUCUUUUACAAUCACAAUUAGGAUGAAGAAAACGGAGAGAGCGCCAACAUGUGGGAUGGACUUGUGUUGUUGUCAAAAAAGUUCCAUUGUGACACCAAGACAAGAGCCAGAAAAAUCAAUCACAAGUUGUGGAACAGUGGUCUCAAAGAGGGUUGAUGGGGUGGCGAUGAGGUUAAUUAGCGGGGUCGUCGCGGCGUUUUUCUUAUCGUUGGAACGCUGCUCGUGUGUUUAUAUUGAUACUAAACAUGAUUCUGAGGAUGCAGGGGAGAGUUGUACAUUGAUGAUCACUGAGGUUGAUGUUGGACAGCUCCAGAAUGUUGCUAAUCCAUUAUUCACAAUCGCCGAGGAAGAGGAACAUAAACAUGAUCAAGCUAAUAAGGUGGUUAAUGGAGGAUAGCAUUCACAAAUAAUAAUUACCAAUAAUGUUGCAGUAUUGAAAUUUGCAAGUAUUAUGAAAUUGGGGAAAUUAAAUUAGUCACCUUCUUAUUUGGUUAGUCGGGAAUCUCUCUAGGAAAGAAUUGUGAUGUUUAAUUAAUUACGAAAAGAUGGGCAAGAAUACAUAUGUUACGUUGUUUAAAGUAUUACCAUGUGCUAUAUAUAUACGUACAAAGCACUGAAUAAUUCCCAGAUUUGAAUGUAAUAGCACUUAGCUCAGGUGAAAUAUUGGCAAAGGCAAGGACUUAGUCAUC
This is a messenger RNA of Capsicum annuum, 878 nucleotides long. RefSeq lists its product as uncharacterized. Bases 212 to 586 code for a protein of 124 amino acids. The transcript has a single exon. The record is from RefSeq and is a predicted model, not a curated record. NCBI's taxonomy places the organism in Eukaryota, Viridiplantae, Streptophyta, Magnoliopsida, Solanales, Solanaceae.